Molecule: messenger RNA, 1706 nt
Organism: Ipomoea nil (Japanese morning glory)
Lineage: Eukaryota; Viridiplantae; Streptophyta; Magnoliopsida; Solanales; Convolvulaceae
Product: acyl-CoA--sterol O-acyltransferase 1-like
Exons: 1
Coding region: 224-1582 (452 amino acids)
Biological process (GO): lipid metabolic process
Source: RefSeq, a predicted model, not a curated record
AACACAAGUUGGAAUCUAUUUGGGGUCAGAAAAUGAGAAAAACAAAGGGAAUUGGGCACAGCAACCUUGUUUUAAUAAUGAGUUGCCACAUGGUUGUAGUCUUGUGGCGGAAUAUUGGGUUUUUGUUUUUUGGUCGCAAGCACAAAGUGGCUUUGAUCGAUAGGAUUCUUCUCCGUGGAUCAUCAUAUCGUCUGUUCCACCACAAAUUCCCAGAUAGUCUGCCAUGGAAGGAGAUAUGAAGAGCGUGAUGAAGCAUUGGAUGGAAGGAGAGAUCGCCGUCUUCAUCAAGGUAUGGUUCUCCAUAUACCUCUCUCUCUCCUACUGCUUCUUCGCUGCAAAAAUGGCUCCCGUUGGCCUUCCCAGGCUCCUGCUUUUCCUCCCUGUAAUCUCUCUCUUUCUCCUCCUCCCUCUCGCCCUCCACUCCGUCCAUCUCUGCGGCACCACCGCCUUCUUCAUCUCCUGGCUCGCCAACUUCAAGCUCCUCAUGCUUGCCUUCAACCAUGGCGCCGCCGGCCCUCUCUCUCUCCCUUCUCUCUCCCUCCCCCGUUUCCUCCUACUCGCCUGCCUCCCCAUCAAAAUCCACCAAAAACACUCACAACAUUCUUCAAACAACACUCAUUCUGCUCAACAAGAUUCACACCAGUACAGACAGCUCAGUUGGUUCCUGAAUGGUAGAUUAUUGAUAAAAACACAAGAUCAUCGAGCUCAGAAGCACGAGACACCAAUCCUCUCACCUAAUAAGCUAUUGAAUCACAAAGUAAAAACACAAGAUCGAGUCCCGACAGACACAAUACAGAAGCACCAGACACUGAUGCUCUCACCUAAUGAGUUGCUGAAUCACGGCGAGAAACCGUCGGUGGAAAUCUCGGAGAAUCGCCAGAAAUCUGGUGUGAGUUAUGCGGUGAAGGCAGUUAUGAUGGGUUUGAUCAUCAGAAUAUAUGAUUAUAGUGAUCGCAUAAACCCUACAGUUAUACUGAUUAUAUACUGUUUGCAUAUAUAUCUCUGCCUGGAGAUAAUUCUCGCCAUUGUUGCAGCCCUAGCUCGCGCCGUUCUCGGCUUAGAGCUGGAGCCGCAGUUCAACGAGCCAUAUCUCUCCGCUUCUUUACAGGAUUUCUGGGGAAGACGAUGGAACCUCAUGGUAAACCGUAUCCUGCGCCCCACCGUAUACAAUCCCGUCCUCGGCGUCUCGGCCAAGUAUUUGGGCCGUAAGUGGGCCACGUUCCCGGCCGUUAUGGCCACGUUCUUCGUAUCGGGCCUAAUGCACGAGCUGAUCUUUUUCUACUUGGGCCGGGCUAGGCCCACUUGGGAGAUCACGUGGUUCUUUCUGCUCCACGGGGCGUGCGUGGCGGUCGAGGUCGCAGUGAAGAAAGCGCUGAGGGGCAGGUGCCGGUUGCCGGGAAUGCUUGGGACGAUCCUGACCGUUGGAUUUGUUAUGCUCACCGGCUUUUGGCUGUUCUUCCCGCAGCUGUUGCGGUGUGAAGCCGAUGUUAAGGCGUUUGCGGAGUACGCGGCUUUGGGCGCGUUUGUGAAGGAUGUUGGUAGAGCUUUGACUCUAGGCGCAAGGAGUGCUUUAGGCCUUUAGUAUAGGGGGGAGGAGAAAAGUGCUUUAGCAUAGGAGUAUAUACCAUUGAUUUUUGAGAAAAUGAGAAUUAUAUUUUCGUGAAUAUUUAUUCUCGUUAUGCAGAUUGUAUACAUUAAGUAAAAAG